AUGAUGGCCUUCAGAAACCUGAGUGUAGAGACCACCUUUGCCCUCCUGGGUUUCACGGAUUACCCAGACCUUCAGAUUCCUCUCUUCCUCGUGUUCCUGAUCAUGUACGUUAUCACUGUGGUGGGCAACCUUGGGAUGAUAGGAAUUAUCCGGAUUAACCCCAAACUCCACACCCCCAUGUACUUUUUCCUCAGUCACCUUUCUUUCGUGGACUUCUGCUAUUCCUCCAUCGUGACACCCAAGCUGCUUGAGAACCUGGUCAUGGAAGACAAAAGCAUCUCCUACUGGAGCUGCAUGUGGCAGUUCUACCUGUCUUGCUCAGCCGUGGUGGCCGAAUCCUUCUUGCUGGCGGUGAUGGCCUAUGACCACUUUGUGGCCAUCCGUAACCCCCUGCUGUACACGGUCGCCAUGUCGCAGAGGCUCUGUGCUCUGCUAGUGGCAGGAUCGCAUUUCUGGGCUAUGUUUUGCCCCUCAGUGCUCCUUGGCUAUGCUCUUCAGUUAUGUUUCACUGGAUUUAAAGUAAUCAACCACUUUUUCUGUGAAUACACAUCCCUCAUUGCUGUCUCUGCCUCGGAUACACGCAUCCCCCAGCUGCUGCUGCUUGGCUUUGCCACCUUCAAUGAGGUGAGUACGCUCCUGAUUAUCCUCACCUCCUAUGUGUUCAUUUUUGUGGCUGUGAUGAAAGUCCCCUCUGCCAGCGGGCGGCGCAAAGCCUUCUCCACCUGCGCCUCCCACCUGACGGCCAUCACCAUCUUCCAUGGCACCAUCCUCUCCCUCUACUGCGUGCCCAACUCCAAGAACUCCCGGCACACGGUCAAAGUGGCCUCCGUGUUUUACACUGUUGUUAACCCCAUGCUGAACCCCCUGAUCUACAGCCUGAGGAACAAAGAUGUAAAAGAUGCCUUCCGCAAAGUCAUAGACACAAAAGUCCCUUUCCAUUGA
This is a messenger RNA of Fukomys damarensis (Damara mole-rat), 942 nucleotides long. RefSeq names its product olfactory receptor 5D14. The transcript has a single exon. The coding region runs from base 1 to 942 and encodes 313 amino acids. The record is from RefSeq and is a predicted model, not a curated record. Lineage: Eukaryota; Metazoa; Chordata; Mammalia; Rodentia; Bathyergidae. Gene Ontology annotation, biological process: G protein-coupled receptor signaling pathway; sensory perception of smell. Gene Ontology annotation, molecular function: olfactory receptor activity; odorant binding; G protein-coupled receptor activity. Gene Ontology annotation, cellular component: membrane.